AUGAUGGAAGUACCGUCCUGCCCGAAAAAAAGUCUCUCGCUGUCUCUUCCCGUCCCGCGGGAGGGACAGGCCACCUUGAAACCUCCGCAGCAUCUAUGGAGGCAACCACGGACACCCAUCAGAAUCAAACAUCGGGGUUACUCGGACACGGAUCGCCACCCUCACAGGCAGAUGGAAAGAGCCGAUGCCAUGGACACGAGCGACCGCCCCGGCCUAAGGAAAUCCAGAAUGUCCUGGCCGUCGUCUUUCCACGGGACCACCAGCAACAGCCAUGCAAGCCAUAAACACCGCUUCGAUGUGGAAAAUGGGCCUUCUCCAGGUCGCAGCCCGAUUGAUUCGCAGGCGAGUCCAGGGCUGGUGCUGCACCCCAGCUUCCCACAAAGCCAGAGGAGGGAGUCGUUCCUGUACCGGUCGGACAGUGACUAUGACAUGUCCCCCAAAACCAUGUCCCGGAACUCCUCUGUCACCAGCGAGGCGCACGCUGAAGACCUCAUUGUUACCCCAUUUGCUCAGGUGCUGGCCAGCCUGCGUAGUGUCCGGAACAAUUUCACCAUCCUUGCCAAUGUUACCACACCUACCAACAAACGCUCCCCAGUAAUGCCUCAGCAAACGGUCUGUAAAGCCACCCUCUCAGAGGAGACUUAUCAGCAGCUAGCCAAAGAGACGUUAGAAGAACUAGAUUGGUGUCUAGAUCAGCUGGAGACCGUACAGACCUAUCGCUCUGUCAGUGAAAUGGCUUCCAACAAGUUCAAGAGAAUGCUGAACCGUGAGCUGACCCACUUGUCUGAGAUGAGCCGUUCCGGGAACCAGGUCUCAGAAUAUAUUUCCAGCACCUUUCUCGAUAAACAGAACGAUGUGGAGAUCCCUUCCCCAACACAGAAGGAGCGGGAGAAAAAGAAGAAACAGCAGACCAUGUGCCAAAUCAGUGGCGUCAAGAAGCUCACGCACAGCUCCAGCCUGACCAACUCUACAAUACCUCGUUUUGGAGUGAAGACUGACCAGGAGGAACCUCUUGAAAAGGAAUUGGAUAAUUUAAACAAGUGGGGCCUUAAUAUCUUCCAAGUGGCAGAAUAUUCCAAUAACCGUCCGCUGGGCUGUAUCAUGUACACCAUAUUUCAGGAGCGAGAGUUAUGUAAGACCUUUAAGAUCCCCGUAGAGGCACUAAUCACUUACAUGAUGACCUUAGAAGAUCACUACCAUGCCGACGUGGCAUACCACAACAGCUUGCAUGCCGCUGACGUCACACAGUCCACUCACGUGCUUCUCUCCACUCCAGCAUUAGACGCGGUGUUUACAGAUCUGGAGAUCUUGGCCGCGUUGUUCGCAGCUGCAAUUCAUGACGUCGACCACCCUGGAGUUUCCAAUCAGUUUCUUAUUAAUACAAAUUCGGAGCUGGCUUUGAUGUACAAUGACGAGUCAGUGCUGGAGAACCAUCAUCUGGCUGUGGGAUUCAAGCUCCUGCAGGAAGAGAACUGUGACAUUUUCCAGAACCUGACGAAACGCCAACGUCAGAUGAUGAGGAAGAUGGUGAUUGACAUGGUCCUGGCAACAGAUAUGUCCAAACACAUGAGCUUAUUAGCAGACCUGAAGACCAUGGUGGAGACCAAAAAGGUGACCAGUUCUGGUGUCUUACUGCUAGAUAACUACACAGACCGGAUACAGGUCCUUCGCAACAUGGUGCAUUGUGCUGAUCUCAGCAACCCGACCAAACCACUCGAGCUGUAUCGUCAGUGGACGGAUCGCAUCUUGGAGGAGUUCUUCAGACAAGGGGACAAAGAGCGAGAGAGGGGGAUGGAGAUCAGCCCCAUGUGUGACAAGCACACGGCCUCUGUGGAGAAAUCACAGGUUGGCUUCAUUGAUUAUAUUGUCCACCCGCUGUGGGAGACAUGGGCAGAUCUCGUACACCCGGACGCUCAGGAUAUCCUGGACACGUUAGAGGACAACAGGGAUUGGUACCAGGGCAUGAUCCCCCAGAGUCCAUCUCCACCACCAGACGACCCGGAUAAAGAUGAAGAAUCCUGCAUCGACAAGUUCCAGUUUGAGCUGACGUUGGAGGAGGAGGCGGAGGAAUCUGACAAGGACAGGAAUAGUGGCAUUGAGGAAGAAGAGGGUCCUCUCCAAACCCCUGACAUCUCGGAGCAGCAUCCAGACAUUGAGCAGGACAUGUCAACGCAAGAAGGAGCAGUAGAACAGACUGAUGACUCCUCAGACAAUACAUCCCCGGUGGAGUCCUGAACCUUACUGACACUUAAAACUCUUACGUUAACCUAAUAACACAAAGAACUAUUUUACAUGGAGAUCAAAAUGUGUUUUAUUUCCUGUUUCAUAUUUAUUUAAUUUUUUUAUUUUUUAUUUUCCUUUUUUUGUCGUCUUUUUUUCGUAUUCUCAAGGGGAACAAACACAAUUACUGUAGAUUCAGAUACUUUGCACAGAAUAGGAGUUUGUUGCCAUAAGAAAGUUACAACACACUCUACAAACAAAAAAAACUGUAACAUUUUAUUUUUAAUACUUUUUUUUUUUUUGCUUCCCAAAAAUUUUUUCUUUCCCUUUUCAAACGGAUGCAACAAGGAAAAAACUAAUUUUAGUUUAUAUACAUUUGUGCAUGCAUUGAUAAGCCAUUUUUUUCAGGAAAAAAACAAAAGAACAAAAACCCAUCGAGAAGUAAACUGAAAAACACGUAAAUUUUUUCCUUUAAUUUGAUACAGUGAAAAGUUGUCGUGUUUUUUUUAUUGUCAUUUUUUUUUCCCCUUUGUAAGACUACAAAAGGAAAUCCUACUCACUCGGCCAAGCUGGGGGUCACUCCUGUGGAUUAUACUGUAUUUUUUUACAUUUAUUUUUUAUUUUUAUUUUUGCAGGGGUGAAGUAGGAAAUCACAAGGACUGUGGAAGGGGUGUGCCUUUUAUGUAUAUGUAUUUUUGUGUCUUUAGUUGUGUGGCAAAAUGGCGCUCCAAUGGCAAAGGCUUCUGGGUAAUCGGUAAACAGCAGCAGUGCUAAAAGGUUCCCCCUGAGCCUUGUAACCUAUAAAAACGCAUGCAUGGUGUUCAGACUUCCCCGAUGGGGGGUACAAAGUCGACUAGGUGGGGAAGAUCUGUCACCCUCUGUUUCGUAGCCAAAAGGUAAAUGAAUGUGGAAUCCUUUAGCCUCCAACAGACACUUUUUUUUUGGUAUAAAAAAGAAAAAAAUACGUAAAAAAAAAGUAAUAUUUUAUUUAAAUCUAUCCUUCUCUUUAACUCUCGUAACAUAGAUAUAUCUAUAUAUAUAUAAUAUAUAUUUUCUAAAUGCUUAUAAUUUAUCGAUCGCCUUCUCUCAUGAGAUUCACGAUGACGCCAUAGAUUUAUAGGAGGUUGCAGCGAGAGCAGAAAAUUUUAAAAAUGAAAAAAAGAAAAUGGUCUAAUAGACGGGGAACAGAAUGAUUGUCAAUGCCUCUUGCAGCUUGGUCGAAAGUCUUCCUCAACUGUCCUCUUCAUUAAUUUGCACGUACUGGCAAUACAUUCACAACAAAGCGGUUUUUAGGAGACGGCAAGCUGCAAAAGUGACUGUGGGGUUGGGGUUGAGGGGCGGGGGGCGGGUGAUAUGAUAUGU
Bufo bufo (common toad) is the source of this 3582-nucleotide messenger RNA. RefSeq names its product phosphodiesterase 4A (gene PDE4A). The record is from RefSeq and is a predicted model, not a curated record. NCBI's taxonomy places the organism in Eukaryota, Metazoa, Chordata, Amphibia, Anura, Bufonidae. Gene Ontology annotation, biological process: signal transduction. Gene Ontology annotation, cellular component: cytosol; perinuclear region of cytoplasm; nucleus. The transcript has 15 exons. Bases 1 to 2235 code for a protein of 744 amino acids. Gene Ontology annotation, molecular function: 3',5'-cyclic-AMP phosphodiesterase activity.